Messenger RNA from Monoraphidium neglectum, 177 nucleotides. RefSeq lists its product as hypothetical. Gene Ontology annotation, molecular function: AMP deaminase activity. Lineage: Eukaryota; Viridiplantae; Chlorophyta; Chlorophyceae; Sphaeropleales; Selenastraceae. The record is from RefSeq and is a predicted model, not a curated record. Bases 1 to 177 code for a protein of 58 amino acids. The transcript has 3 exons. Gene Ontology annotation, biological process: IMP salvage.
AUGGAGGAGUACUGGCGGCCGGGCCCGGACGGCAACGACAUCCAGAAGACCAACGUGCCCAACCUGCGCAUGCGCUUCCGCCUGGACUCGUACCAGGACGAGACGCGGCUCGUGCUGGGCGGCGCGCUGUCGCACCAGGCGCGGCGGCAGGCGGCGCUGGCGGCGCGCGGGGACUGA